Molecule: messenger RNA, 3860 nt
Organism: Exophiala xenobiotica
Lineage: Eukaryota; Fungi; Ascomycota; Eurotiomycetes; Chaetothyriales; Herpotrichiellaceae
Exons: 2
Coding region: 547-3570 (1007 amino acids)
Biological process (GO): microtubule-based movement
Molecular function (GO): microtubule motor activity; microtubule binding; ATP binding
Source: RefSeq, a predicted model, not a curated record
AGACUUGACCUGCUGGCAUUCAUCGCAAGAGAAACAGGAGACACAGGAGAAAUUUGUACCGGUGGCAGUGAGUGAGAAGUAGGUGGCGCUGGGCCUCGUAGAGAACGCGCGCUGCCUGCAAACAUGUUGUUGAAGCAGUCUUGUUCCCAAACCUUUACUGCAGUUGAGCAGCAGGAAGGACUCGAGCGACAGAGAUAUUUUCCUUGCAGGAUACGAGACCUGUUCGUUGACCAUGUUAUGUAGAACAAUUUCGACGCAGCCUGUCCUGGCGCAGUUUCGAAAGAGCUUCGGAAUCUGGUUGCCCUUCCAACGCGAGCCGCUAGACGGUUUCGGCAACGCGACUCUUUGGCCAUCAACACCAACGAAUUGAAUUGAUUCUCAUCCUUAGACAGCCUCGACCACUGCCAUCUGACGUCGACUGCAACACCUUGUUAUUCGUGUGGUGUUGAAUUGAUUCCUCUGUACUGCUACAGAUUCUAUUGCUUCUCUCAUGGUCUCUUGUUCCUCGAUCUCUUCGCAAACGCCCGGAGGUAAACAACAACAACCAUGGCUUCCUCCGGCGGUGCUUCCUCAAUUUCAGUCACAGUUCGAGUCAGACCAUUCACAAUCAGAGAAGCUGCGCAGUUGACCAAAUGUGACGACACGACAAUCUUUCUCGGUGACGGUUCCCUUGCCGCUGCACCUACACCGAAGCUCUUUCAAAAAGGCAUCCGACCAGUCAUCAAAGUGGUAGACGACAAGUGCUUAGUAUUUGACCCUCCUGAAGACAAUCCUGUGCAGAAAUUCUCUCGAUCGGUGGUUCCCACCGGUAAGCGAGUAAAAGACCAGACCUUCGGCUUCGACAGAAUCUUCGACGAAAAUGCGUCCCAAGGAGAGGUGUACGAGUCGACUACAAAACCACUGCUGGACAGUGUUUUGGAUGGGUACAACGCCACUGUUUUCGCCUACGGUGCAACUGGUUGCGGAAAGACACACACAAUCACUGGCACUGUUCAGCAGCCUGGCAUCAUCUUUCUCACCAUGCAAGAACUGUUUGAAAGAGUGGCCGAGCUGGCUUCCGACAAAGUCACAGAUAUUUCACUCUCUUACCUCGAGAUCUACAACGAAACAAUCCGUGAUCUCCUUGUCCCAGGCAGCGGAAGAGGAGGGCUCAUGCUGAGAGAAGAUGCCAACCAGACAGUAUCUGUCGCUGGACUUUCCAGUCACCACCCACAAAACGUUGAAGAGGUCAUGGAUAUGAUCAUGAAGGGAAAUGAGAUGCGAACAAUGUCACCGACGGAAGCCAACGCAACUUCAUCCCGCUCACACGCUGUGCUCCAGAUCAACGUGGCGCAAAAAGACAGGAAUGCGAGCGUAGAAGAGCCUCACACGAUGGCCACUUUAAGCAUCAUCGACUUGGCAGGCAGCGAGCGAGCGAGCGCCACCAAGAAUAGAGGAGAACGUCUACUCGAAGGAGCCAACAUCAACAAAUCUCUCCUUGCUCUUGGCAGCUGCAUCAACGCUCUUUGUGACCCUCGCAAGCGCAAUCAUGUUCCAUACCGGAAUUCAAAGCUCACUCGACUUCUUAAAUUUUCCCUUGGCGGGAACUGCAAGACUGUCAUGAUUGUCUGCGUCAGUCCUUCAAGCGCACACUUUGACGAAACUCAGAACACUCUUAGAUAUGCCAACCGCGCUAAGAACAUCCAGACCAAGGUUACCCGCAAUGUGUACAACGUGAACCGCCAUGUCAAGGACUUUUUGGUUAAGAUUGACGAGCAGAUGGCACUGAUUAAUGAGCUGAAAGCGCAGCAAAAAGACUACGAAGCGGUCGCGUUCGCCAAAUUCAAGAAGCAGAAUGAGAAGAAAGAGACGAUAGCAAGAGAAGGUGUCCAGAGAAUCAGGAGUGCAUAUGAACAUUCUUCACCAGAGAGACAAGAACGAACCAAUAACAUGAUUAAGCUCAAGCAGCUCGGUCGACGCAUUGCAAUGUUGUCGGCGUGGAUGAACGCCUUUGAUAGCGUAUGUGAUAGUCUGGAUGAUGAAGAACCGAUGAAGAACAUGCAGGUUGUGAGGAAAACUGCCCAAGGCAUAAUCAUGGAAUUGGAGAGUGGCCGACACCAUUGCCAACAGAAAGUGGUGAAGAGCACAUGGGAUCGAGCAAUGAACACAGCGCUGGAGCAUUCUCUGAAACAACUCAAGGAAGUCGACACUGGUGACAUGAUUGACUCCGAGACCCUAAGACGCGAAGUGGAAAUGCUGAAAUUGACUGCUGAGAGAGAAACCCUUGCUGCUGUCAACGAAUCAGAUAAGGCCGGCGAUGCAGCAACAAUCCAGGUCCUGCUUCAGGCUCACUUUGAGACAAUCUCUGCCAUCGAAAUCUUGAACAGAAUGAGCGUCGAUGAAGCAGUUGAAGCGGCAACCCAGAUCCUCGGCAAGAUGCUCAAUUCGUCUUCCAGUGCGGCCUCAUAUAUUGUCAAACCCGAUGGCAGUCUCGCUCCUGUUGAGGCUUUCGCACCUACUAAGGCUGGUACUCCGAAGCGACGAAAGCAGAAUCCGAGCAACACCAUCCUUGAGAAUAGCCCGAUUCGGCCCAAAGCCGCUGCCGUCGUUGCUCCUCACGUCAUGCACUCUCCAGCAAAGGCUUCGCCAAAACGACGAGGACUGUUUGGUAGCGCUAAGAAGGGUGUCUCCUUCACGCCAAAGAAGAGGAAGUCUCCUAUGAAGGUGAAACGAGCAGUGAGAUGGCGAGACGAUACUGCAGAUGGGACCCUGGCCGAAUUCGAGAAGACACCACAGAAAUUUGUAUCUUCUUCGCCUGAAGAGUCUACCACCGAGAUCACCGUUCCUCAAGUGUCCAACCUCGCUGCAUCAUUUGCACAGGCUCAAAACCAGUCACCUGGAUCUUCACCUAUCCCUCCACCACCCGAGUCGAGCCUCGGUAAGAGCAGUCGCUUCCAAGCAGGAUUCCUGUCCAAGAAAUAUGACGGCUCACCGAUGGCUUCUCUGCCUCCUCCAAAGAUGACGUCGCUUUCAUCUUCAGACAGUGAGCCAUCCCCUCUUCGUGAGAUUGAUCCUAGCAAAGCGGCGAACCGACGUUCAAUGACACCAAUGACCUUCGAGAAACCUUCCCUGGGCGCGUGCCCCGACAAUGCUAGCAAUUCGUCAUCUGAUACCGAAAAUCACAGCAACUCUGACAAGGACGAUGCUAUGAGAAUUCGCGAUGCAGUCAAGCGUUCAAGCUCAGUACGACGAUCGGGCAUCGGCUCCCGCACUCAGCGUCGUCGGUCUCCCACUGCUGCAACAGCUAUCUCCGGAUCACCACCCAACGACAGCAUGUUCGCUGCCGGCCAUGUUAGGAGGAUGGUCAUGGGCAAGAACGAGAAAGAGAAUGACUGGAAGGUUGGCGUGUUGAGUCCGCGAGUAUCAGGGGUGGUCAGUCACUCGAAGAGUCUGGGAAUGAACCCAGCAAGACGGACAACAAUGAGCGGUGAUGUACGAUCGACUCCGAGCACAGGUGAUCGGAAUGCCGUGAGAAUGGGAUCGGCUUCGAGAGGAAGUCUGAUGCCUAAUGGGAAGGCAGUCUGGCGUUGAAGGCUAAAAAGUACACUGAAAUUAUUGCUCUUAGAGGGUUUGCAUUUUUCGGUGCUCCAAGGCUUUGGGACAAGGUCAGGAAAACUUGUUUUGCUGGAUGGCAUGGCUGGCUCGGGGACGGUAUCUGUCGGAGUUGUGGUCUCUGCACAAUAUCAGGAUGGCACAAAUCCAAAGUGCGGUUUUAGGGGCUUUGUAAUUAGCAUCGGUCUGACGUUGCUGGAUUCCGAGAAGAGCGUUAUGAUUAACGAUAUGAGUUCAUACAAUUCUGCUCAACAAGGGCAAUAUUCUUU